AUGCCCGUAAACGUCCGUUUCGUUUCGUACAUUCUUUUGGCAGCCAUAGCCCUCACCACCAUUGCCAAACUCGCUCAUUUUCAUGCCACCAAGUCAUAUCAACCAUCCGAUUUGCUGUCCGACUCUCGGCAAACAGCACCACUUGCAAACGCUACUAAAGUGAAUCCGCCGGCCAAACAAGAAGAUGAAGCCGCUCAGUCUCCCUUUGCAUUCGUGGCUUUUCUGGCAGACAACUGGCAGCACAAGGAGUUCGACGAUGAUAACGAGGACAUCUAUUUCUACUCCACGCGCGUCAUGGGCUACCAGCUGAUGCACAACCUGGAAACUCGCUCCAACACCUCGAUUCCCUUCGUCGUCCUGACCACGAAAGGCGUCUCGGAGCGGAAACGUGCCCGACUUCGAAAAGACGGCGCCGUGGUGAUCGUCGUUGAGGAUGUCCCGUUGCCGGAUUGGUUCUCGAUCGGCAACCCCUUCUGGGUCGACGUCAUGACGAAACUGCGCGUGUUCCAGCAGACGCAGUACGAGAAGAUCCUCCUCCUCGACGCGGACGUCUUGCCCGUGCGCCGACUCGAUGGCGUGUUCCAGGAUCCGGCCACGGAAGUGGUCGCGCCGCUGCAGGAUAAGAAGAGAGAGGGCGACAAGAUACCGCUUCCACCUACCUACAUGUUUGCAGGCAUGACGAACGGCGGUGGUCGGGAACACGACUCCGAAACGGAGGAAAAGUACUAUGGGUCCAUGGCGAAAUACGGCGAGCUCGAGCAGGUGAAUGCCGGCUUUCUCCUCGCGGCCCCUUCGCAGGAGAUGUACGAUUACUACACGUCGGUGCUGCACGAGGAAGGUCGCUUCGACCCUGCGCAGCCGGAGCAGAAUCUGCUGAUCGAGGCGCACCGGCUCGACGGGCCCCUGCCGUGGAAGAGCAUCCGGUACGAUUGGGUCAUCAACAGCCCCAAUUUCCAAGACUACGAGCACGGCGUGCACGCGGUGCAUGAGAAGCUGUGGAAGGGCGAACACAGGAUCGAGGAGUUUGGCCUGAAAGAUCUGGCGGCGCUCUGGGAUAAGGCCAGGGGGGAGAUGGAAGGGUAUUAUCGCGCGCUGGACGAUCCCUCGCCGACUACACGGCGCGUUAAGGCGGAGGAUGGAUGA
Messenger RNA from Letharia columbiana, 1143 nucleotides. RefSeq lists its product as uncharacterized. The transcript has a single exon. The record is from RefSeq and is a predicted model, not a curated record. Gene Ontology annotation, molecular function: glycosyltransferase activity. Bases 1 to 1143 code for a protein of 380 amino acids. Lineage: Eukaryota; Fungi; Ascomycota; Lecanoromycetes; Lecanorales; Parmeliaceae. Gene Ontology annotation, biological process: protein N-linked glycosylation.